UUCUCUUGAUGUUAUUGGCUGGGAGUAAUUUUAUGAUCCCAUUCGUAUGUGGUCUCUCUCGGUCGCUCACUCUCACUCCUCGUGUAUCUCUGCACUUCCCACUUCUCCAGCUCCUACGGUUUCCAUCCAAUACCCACGGGUUCUUUUGGUUCUGAGAUUUAGCAUUUAUACAAGGUUUCUAAGGAUGGAGAAAGGUGGCAGGAGUAGGAUAAACUGUAUCUUUGAGAACUUGGUUACUUUCCUGCGCAGAUGUAUCUUUUAUGUUCUUUCUGUUGGUCCCUUUCCUUAUCAUAUUGCCUUUAUCAUGGAUGGAAAUCGUAGAUAUGCUAAAAAACAGAAUUUUAUGGAAGGGAAUGGACAUAGUGUUGGAUUUUUGGCUCUCUUGUCCAUGCUCAAGUACUGCUAUGAGUUGGGUGUGAAAUAUGUGACAAUAUAUGCCUUCAGCAUUGAUAACUUCAAACGACAACCUGAAGAAGUUCAAUCUUUGAUGGAUUUGAUGCAGUUAAAAAUUGAAGGACUAAUCAAAGAAGAAAGCAUAGCAAAUUGCUAUGGAGUUCGAGUGCACUUUAUAGGGAACCUAAAAUUGUUGAGUGAACCUGUCAGGUUGGCAGCAGAGAGGGCUAUGCUGGCCACUGCCAAUAACUCCAAGGCAGUAUUGUCAGUAUGUGUUGCAUACACUUCCACCAAUGAGAUUGUGCGUGCUGUCCAAAAAUCAUGUGAACAAAAGUGGGAGGAGAUCAGUAUAUUGGAUGCAAGUGGAUCUGGUUAUGGCUUAACUGAAGUUGUAUUGAGUGAGAAGGAUGAAGGGGAGAACCUUAUUAAUUUAAUAGAUAUUGAAAAGCAUAUGUAUAUGGCAGUUGCACCUGAUCCUGAUAUCUUAAUCCGUACUUCUGGGGAGACCCGCUUGAGCAAUUUUCUUCUUUGGCAGACUGCAUACUGUUCCUUGUAUUCGCCUUAUGUGCUUUGGCCAGAAAUUGGAUUUCGGCAUUUCCUUUGGGCAAUCUUGAACUUCCAGCAGAAUCACUUUUAUUUGGAGAAAAGAAGGAAACAGUUGUAAAUAUUGUGGAUUCCCACAUUUUGGGACUCUAAUGUGAUUUUACUGGUGGAUCUCUUCGUGUUCCUUAACCAAACUUUGUUACAAAAUCAGAUUACAACAUUGGCUGGAACCUUUUUUACAGUGUCCGUAUUGGUCAGCUAUGGAUAUUUCGUUUUAAUGCCAUAGGAUAUGUUUUGGUCUAACAAACGUUUUGAAUGAUACAUUCAUGCGAAGAAUUACUAUUUUGGGAGCAUGAUGGUAGAUACUUAAAUGCUAACAAGGAUACCAUUGCAUUAAUAUUCUCUUUAAUCUUUUCUGCCAAAUGAUACUGACAACAUGAACUAAAGUGUGAUCAUCUCAUAAAACAGCAAAAUGGAUUGUAGGUUAGUUUUAGAUUUAAGUUCUAAUCCAAAUCAAUCCAACAUAUGGCAUUCUGUGUGCUCUUAUUUCCACGACAACCAAGAAAGUGCUAUAUUUGUAUGUUUGAUUUGGAUUUUGAUGCUAAUUCAUUUAACAGGUUUUCUGCACUUACAUUUUCAGGUAAUGAAGUCUGUAAGAGUUAUUGUCAUCAGGAACUAGUAUGCCUUCAUAUUGAAGAUUUUUAAGAACCCGUUGUGUUUGAUGGUUGACUUGUGUACAAUGUCUCAUCUAGUCAUCUGAAAGUGAAAUUGAGACUCAGAUGUAUUUGUUUACACUCCAGACAGAGAACAUGAGAUGUGCAUGGACCAGAAACCAUGGUAGCGGGAGUUGGUACUAGUUGAAAUCAGGGACUCUUUUUGGUGGUGGGUAUGGGGAGGAUAUAGUUGGGUGGUGGAUUCAAUGCAGUGUCACACAGGAAGUGUGGGUGGUAGCUGUGUUGUUGGCACAACUUCAUGUUUGGCAUCAUUGUUUAUUUUUCUUUUUCAGUAUAUAGGGUUGACUGUCAAGACUCGUCUGUAAAUAGUAUUUUACUUUUGUUUCAUAUAUUCAAUUACCAUAAUCAUAGUUCUGUCAUCAUAAGAAUGUUUAGCUGUUUCACAGGCUAUCCUAUCCACAAGUACAUGUUGUAUGUUUCUGCAUAGCAUUUGCUUGUUAGAGGAAGGUAAUCUGAAUUGAGUCUAAGAACACGCAUUUGCUCUACUGUCUUUUCGGGUCAUCACUAUUCUGCACAGUUCUAACCUGUCGCAUUGUAUCUAUGAUGUCUCGUCCCGCUAAGUUGGUUCUUACUUUUCUUCUUUGCUUGGAAGGAACAUUGACUGGCUUUCAGGCUCAUGGGUAUGCAAGCGAGUUCUUUGCAGUAGGUACAAGUAUAUCGGACAAUGUCAACUGCAUCACAUGUCAAGCCCACAAAGUGCAAAGAGAGGGGGUGGGGGGAGAGAGAGCUAGAGAAUGGAGACCAUGGGAUCAUGGAGCAGUGGUUUCAGCAGACCAAUAGCUAAUUUGUGGGUAAUAUUAAUAGUUUAGUUGCUCUACAGGUAGUAGUUUGGCUUAUUUGAAGAACAUACUAAUCGAGCUCAGACUUAUUCAUAGGACACCUUUUAUGCAGAUACUCGUCUUUUUCAACAUCAUAUUAUUCAGAGCUCUUGUUUGUGUCUUCUUUGUUAUUCAGAUAACAAAUUGCAUGUGAUUGUCGUCAUUGGAUACUGACCUAUGAUGUUUGUCUCGAUUCUUCUCUCUCUCUCUCUCUCUAGUAAACACACGUCGGUUGAUUAAUAGAUGUUAGUGCAUAAGCCAGCAAUAGAUCUGUCUUGCUUUAGGUUUGCAGUUAAUCUUUUUUUUUUUUUAGUCCUCAUGGAACUUUAAAACAUUGUCUUUUGCUCCUUGUUCUUCCAACUCUUUACAGAUAAAGAUAAAUGAUUCAAAACUGAGUUGCACAUUUAGUUAAAUAACCAUAUAUAGGUAUUAGGUAAUAUGUACAGGCAGAAAAAUAAGUGCACUUUAUUGUCUUUAUAUUGCUCAAAUUAUAGGUGGUUUUCUCGGCCAAUAGGAGCCUUUUGCGUAACUAUUUAUAGACUAAUUUAGUGAAGUGAAGGUUGCCCAAGUGACUUAGUUUGUGAAGAAAGCCAUAGAGUUUCCUCCUCUUUUUUCUCCCCCACCAUCAUUUCGACCAAUACAUGAAACAAAAGCUAUCAUGACUUUGUUUUAUAAAAGUUUCAGUCCUAUCAAAAAAAUAAAAUAAAAUAAAAUAAAAGUUUCAGUACCAUUGCAAGGCAGGACCACCAUUGUUAACCGA
This is a messenger RNA of Juglans microcarpa x Juglans regia, 3248 nucleotides long. RefSeq names its product dehydrodolichyl diphosphate synthase CPT3-like. Lineage: Eukaryota; Viridiplantae; Streptophyta; Magnoliopsida; Fagales; Juglandaceae. The transcript is spliced from 6 exons. Gene Ontology annotation, cellular component: endoplasmic reticulum. The record is from RefSeq and is a predicted model, not a curated record. Bases 47 to 1057 code for a protein of 336 amino acids. Gene Ontology annotation, biological process: polyprenol biosynthetic process.